AAAGAGGACGAGGACGACGUAGACUUGCUGGCGUGCGCGUGCUACGUCGCCGCGCACGCGAAUCCAGACAUCGACGUCGAAGACGUGCGACGGGAAAUCGACGCGUGCGCCGCGCUCGUGCGACGUCGAUUGGACGCCGACGUCGACGCGCGGUUCCCGUUGCGCACGAUCAAAACGAUUUCCCGGGCGUGGUCCACGGAUUUAGGCUUCAAGGGCAACGUAGAGAAUUAUUACGAGGUGGAAAACUCGUGCGUCGACGACGUGCUGAGGCGAAAAGUUGGGAUUCCCAUCACGCUGUGUUUGAUGUACAUGGAAAUCGCCAAGCGCGUCGGCGUCGACAUGGUCGACGUCGGGAUUCCCGGACACUUGCUGUGUCGACCGCUGGCUGAAGGCAUGGAGGUGCUCGUGGAUCCGUUCAACCAAGGCGACGUCUUAUUCAUCGAAGAAGUCGAGGAUAUUUUGAGCAAAAAUUCCUUGUUCGGAGAAGGCGGCAAAGUGCAGAUCGAGCGCUCGUUUCUCCAAGAGACAAAGAUACGUAAAAAGGCGUUUCUGACGAGGAUGCUGGUGAAUCUCAAGUCGAUUUACUUCGCUCGCGAAGAUUACGAGCGCGCGCUGCAGAUCACCGAGUACAUGAUGGCGUGUAACCCG
This is a messenger RNA of Ostreococcus lucimarinus CCE9901, 648 nucleotides long. RefSeq lists its product with no specific name. The annotation marks the transcript as partial. Lineage: Eukaryota; Viridiplantae; Chlorophyta; Mamiellophyceae; Mamiellales; Bathycoccaceae. The record is from RefSeq and is a predicted model, not a curated record. The transcript has a single exon.